Messenger RNA from Ilex paraguariensis (yerba mate), 194 nucleotides. The record is from the annotation of a GenBank genome assembly. Lineage: Eukaryota; Viridiplantae; Streptophyta; Magnoliopsida; Aquifoliales; Aquifoliaceae.
AUGGACACAUACAUGGCUGGCGUCGACCGUCGCAUGUCGAUGGCCGAAUCAACAAGUCUUGCCUCUGCUAUUAUGAGGUUGUGUUGUUGGUGUGAUGCGACUGUGUUGUUAGCUGAUGAGGCUGUGUCCUGCGAUGAUGCAGAGAUGCUGCGGAGAGUUAUGUGGGAGAAUGACAGAGGAGAAAGAAGAGAGAG